This is a messenger RNA of Leptomonas pyrrhocoris, 1118 nucleotides long. RefSeq names its product putative ADP-ribosylation factor. NCBI's taxonomy places the organism in Eukaryota, Euglenozoa, Kinetoplastea, Trypanosomatida, Trypanosomatidae. The coding region runs from base 546 to 1118 and encodes 190 amino acids. Gene Ontology annotation, molecular function: GTP binding; GTPase activity. Gene Ontology annotation, cellular component: cytoplasm. The record is from RefSeq and is a predicted model, not a curated record. Gene Ontology annotation, biological process: intracellular protein transport; vesicle-mediated transport. The transcript has a single exon.
GCAACUGCCUGAUCUCUCUCUCUCCCUCCCUCUCUCUCUCUGUUGAUCCUUACAUUCAUACGUAAAUAAUAUCUAUAUAUAUAUACAUAUAUCGUAUCGGCGUGUCGUGUCGUUGGACGGCGCAAGCAGGAGGGCAGCAUACCUCUCUCCUCUGUCUCUGUGUGUAUGUGUGUUUGUUUGGGUGUUUGUGGGUCUGUGAAUCCGAAUUGCGUUAUUUUUUUCUCGUGUGAGUUUUCCUUUUUCUUGCUUUCUCUCUCUCCGCUGCUAGCGUUACUCGCCGUCCUCAUCGGUACUAUAGGAUUUAAGAACAUAAUUUACAGCCAUAAUACUCGCACUUCGGCGAAUCGCCCGUUUUGUUCUCCGCUUAUUUAUUAUUAUAAUUUUGCCUUCCGUUUCUUUAUCUGCUUACUCGUUGAACUCAAUGUGUGGGGGCGGCGUGGUUGCGUAGAGGUGCGUGUAUAUGAGUGAAAGCCGAACUUCGAAUAUAUAUAUAUAUAUAUAUAUAUCCAUCUUGUACUUUUCUCCGUACACCGCACUCGGCAGUAAUGGGAAACGUCAUCUCCGGCUGGUUUGAAAGCCUCUUCGGCAACAAGAAGGCAAACAUUGUAAUGAUCGGCCUCGACGCGGCCGGCAAGACGACCAUCCUCGAUAAGCUGAAGCUCGGCGCGUCACGCGACACCGUGCCGACCAUCGGCUUCCAUGUGGAGACCGUCGACUACGGUCGAGUCUCGUUUCAGGUGUGGGACGUCGGCGGUCAGAAGCGGCUGCGCACGCUGUGGAAGAUGUAUUACGACGGUGCGAAUGCGGUAAUUUUUGUGGUAGACAGCAACGACCGCGCCCGUGUGGCGGAGGUGAAGGAGGAGCUUCGGACGUUGCUGUCGGAGCCGGUGUUGGCGGGCGCCGCGCUGCUGGUGCUGUGCAACAAGCAAGAUCUGCCGCAGCGGCUGACGCCGGCGGAGCUGGUCGAUGCGCUGGGCUUUCGUGACCUGUCUGAGCAGGGGCUGGGACGGCUUCUCGCCGGGCGGAAGUGGUUUGUGCAGGGCUGCUGUGCCCACACGGGUGAUGGGCUGUACGAGGGGUUAGACUGGAUGUGCACACACUUGCCGGAUGAUACAUAG